Molecule: messenger RNA, 7923 nt
Organism: Mirounga angustirostris (Northern elephant seal)
Lineage: Eukaryota; Metazoa; Chordata; Mammalia; Carnivora; Phocidae
Gene: GRIN3A
Product: glutamate ionotropic receptor NMDA type subunit 3A
Exons: 9
Coding region: 860-4207 (1115 amino acids)
Biological process (GO): monoatomic ion transport; ionotropic glutamate receptor signaling pathway
Cellular component (GO): plasma membrane
Molecular function (GO): NMDA glutamate receptor activity
Source: RefSeq, a predicted model, not a curated record
CGGCUCAGAGUCCUGCGUCGCACGGAAUUUCGCAAACCAAGACCCGGCGCCUUUGCGGGGAGCGGACUUUCCAGGGGCGCGGGAAGCGCCACCCGGGAAUCUCACCAUCAGUGGGCGUUUAGCGCAGCCAAGCGACAGGCUGGCACCAGGGCUCAGCAACAGGGAGGCGCCGGCUGAGGCGGGGAGAACUUUGCUCUCCGAGCAGAACCACCCUUUGCUGGCCAGUCGCGUCGCUCCGCCGAGGAAGCAGGCGGCGGCGGCGGCGACAGGGCGGAAAGAGGAGCGAAGCAAGGAAGAGAGGAAGUAGCGAGACAGGAAGAAAGAUGAAGCCAGUGCCGGGGGGCCCCGCCAGAGGGUGGCCGACGGUGGAGCAGGGAGGAUUUGGCUUCUUUUUCGCACUCGGGGCGUGAACGCCUUCUCCUGCGCGACCCCAAGGAAAUAAGGGGGUCUCGCCUGGGCAGAAAAGGAAAAGAAAAGAAUCCAAGUGAGCGCGUUGCCCCCCUAGGAACUCCGGCUGCUUCCCAGCCCAGCCUCCCCGCGGGGCCGGACGCAGUGCCCGAGCCGCCCUGCAGAUGGGGCGGGCAGGGAACGGGCGCCCAAGCCGCGGGUGACCGGCUACGGCCCGCCCGCCUGCCGGGCUCCGCGCAGGGACCGGGCGGGCAGAGGAUGCGAGGCGGAGGGACCUGGGCGCACUAGGCUCCAACCUGGAUGGCCCGGAGACCGCUUCGGCUCCUGGGGGCGCUUAGCCGUUCAGAGUGAGCUGCCCGCGGGACCUGGGGGCGGAGACCUUAGGCAGCGGCUGCAAGGGGGGUGAGUCGGCCGCAGGAGGGGGCGCGCUUUCUCCCUGGGGAUCUCAGUAAUGAGGAGACUGAGUUUGUGGUGGCUGCUGAGCAGGGUCUGUCUGCUGCUGCCGCCGCCCUGCGCUCUGGUGCUGGCCGGGGUGCCCGGCUCCUCCUCGCACCCGCAGCCCUGCCAGAUCCUCAAGCGCAUCGGGCACGCGGUGAGGGUGGGCGCGGUGCACUUGCAACCCUGGACCACGGCCCCCCGCGCCCCCAGCCGCGCUCCGGACCGCAGCCGGGCAGGCGCCCAGCGGGAUGAGCCCGAGCCAAGGACUUGGCGACCCCCGGCGCCCUCGCCCGGCGCACGUCGGUUGGGGAGCGCCCUGCAUGGCCGGGGCCCGCCGCGCGCCCGGAAGCCCGGGGAGGGCGCGGGGGCCGAGACCCUGUGGCCUCGGGACGCCCUCCUCUUCGCCGUGGACAACCUGAACCGCGUGGAAGGUCUGCUGCCCUACAACCUAUCUUUGGAAGUAGUAAUGGCCAUCGAGGCGGGCCUGGGCGAUCUGCCGCUCUUGCCCUUCUCCUCCCCAAGCUCGCCGUGGAGCAGUGACCCUUUCUCCUUUCUGCAGAGCGUGUGCCACACCGUGGUGGUGCAAGGGGUGUCGGCGCUGCUCGCCUUCCCCCAGAGCCAGGGCGAGAUGAUGGAGCUCGACUUGGUUAGCUCUGUCCUGCACAUUCCAGUGAUCAGCAUCGUGCGCCACGAGUUUCCGCGGGAGAGUCAGAAUCCCCUUCACCUACAACUGAGUUUAGAAAAUUCAUUAAGUUCUGAUGCUGAUGUCACUGUCUCAAUCCUGACCAUGAACAACUGGUACAAUUUUAGCUUGUUGCUGUGCCAAGAAGACUGGAACAUCACAGACUUCCUCCUCCUUACCCAGAAAAAUUCCAAGUUCCACCUUGGCUCUAUCAUCAACAUCACCACCAACCUCUCCUCCACUGAGGACCUCUUGAGCUUCCUGCAGGUCCAGCUUGAGAGUAUUAGGAACAGUACGCCUGCCAUGGUGAUGUUUGGCUGUGACAUGGAAGGUAUCCGGCAGAUUUUUGAAAUUACCACCCAGUUUGGAGUAACCCCCCCUGAGCUCCGUUGGGUGCUGGGGGAUUCCCAGAACGUCGAGGAACUAAGGACAGAAGGUUUGCCCCUCGGGCUCAUUGCUCAUGGAAAAACAACGCAGUCCGUCUUUGAGUACUAUGUACAAGAUGCCAUGGAACUGGUUGCGAGAGCUGUAGCCACGGCCACCAUGAUCCGGCCAGAACUCGCGCUUAUCCCCAGCACGAUGAACUGCAUGGAAGCAGAAGCCGCAAAUCUCACUUCAGGACAAUAUUUAUCAAGGUUUCUAGCCAACACCACUUUCAGAGGCCUCAGUGGUUCCAUCAAAGUAAAAGGUUCCACUAUCAUCAGCUCAGAGAACAACUUUUUCAUCUGGAAUCUGCAACAUGACCCCAUGGGAAAGCCAAUGUGGACCCGUUUGGGCAGAUGGCAAGGCGGCAAGAUUGUCAUGGACUAUGGAAUAUGGCCAGAGCAGACCCAGAGGCACAAAACCCACUUCCAAUACCCGAGUAAGCUACACUUGAGAGUGGUUACCCUGAUCGAGCAUCCAUUUGUCUUCACACGGGAGGUAGAUGAUGAAGGCUUUUGCCCUGCUGGCCAACUCUGUCUAAACCCCAUGACUAAUGACUCCUCCAUGUUGGACAGCCUUUUUAACAGCCUUCAUAGCAGUAAUGAUACAGUGCCCAUCAAAUUCAAGAAGUGCUGCUAUGGAUAUUGCAUUGAUCUGCUGGAAAAGCUAGCGGAAGACAUGAACUUUGACUUUGACCUCUAUAUUGUUGGGGAUGGCAAGUAUGGAGCCUGGAAAAAUGGGCACUGGACUGGGCUGGUGGGUGAUCUCCUGAGUGGGUCAGCCCACCUGGCAGUCACCUCCUUCAGCAUCAAUACUGCACGAAGCCAGGUGAUAGAUUUCACCAGUCCUUUCUUUUCCACCAGCUUGGGCAUCUUAGUGAGGACCCGAGACACAGCAGCUCCCAUUGGAGCCUUCAUGUGGCCACUCCAUUGGACAAUGUGGCUGGGGAUUUUUGUGGCUCUGCACAUCACUGCCAUCUUCCUCACUCUGUAUGAAUGGAAGAGCCCCUUUGGUAUGACUCCCAAGGGACGGAAUAGAAGUAAAGUCUUCUCCUUUUCUUCAGCCUUGAAUGUAUGUUAUGCCCUCUUGUUUGGUAGAACAGCAGCCAUCAAACCCCCAAAAUGCUGGACUGGCAGGUUUCUAAUGAACCUUUGGGCCAUUUUCUGUAUGUUUUGCCUUUCUACAUACACGGCAAACUUGGCUGCUGUCAUGGUAGGUGAGAAGAUCUAUGAAGAGCUUUCUGGAAUACAUGAUCCUAAGCUACAUCAUCCCUCUCAAGGCUUCCGCUUUGGAACUGUCCGGGAAAGCAGUGCUGAAGAUUAUGUGAGGCAAAGCUUCCCAGAGAUGCAUGAGUAUAUGAGAAGGUACAAUGUACCAGCCACCCCUGAUGGAGUGGAGUAUCUGAAGAAUGAUCCAGAGAAACUAGACGCCUUCAUCAUGGACAAAGCCCUUUUGGAUUAUGAAGUGUCAAUAGAUGCUGACUGCAAACUUCUAACCGUGGGGAAGCCAUUUGCUAUAGAAGGGUAUGGUAUUGGUCUCCCACCCAACUCUCCACUGACCUCCAAUAUAUCCGAGCUCAUCAGUCAGUACAAGUCACAUGGGUUUAUGGAUGUGUUGCAUGACAAGUGGUACAAGGUGGUUCCCUGUGGGAAGAGAAGCUUUGCUGUCACUGAGACUUUGCAAAUGGGCAUCCAACACUUCUCUGGACUCUUUGUGCUGCUGUGCAUCGGCUUUGGUCUGUCCAUCUUGACAGCCGUUGGGGAGCACAUGGUGUACAGGCUGCUGCUGCCGCGGAUCAAGAGCAAAUCGAGGCUGCAGUACUGGCUCCACACCAGCCAGAGAUUACAUAGAGCACUAAACACGUCGUUUGUGGAGGAAAAGCAGCAGCGUUUCAAGACUACACGUGUGGAAAGGAGGGCCAGUGUGGGGCCCCGUCAGCUCACUGUGUGGAAUACUUCCAAUCUGAGUCAGGAUAACCGACGAAAAUACAUCUUUAGUGAUGAGGGAGGACAAAACCAGCUGAGCAUCCGGACCCACCAAGACAUCCCACUCCCUCCAAGGAGAAGAGAGCUCCCUGCCUCGCUGACCACCAACGGGAAGGCAGACUCCCUAAAUGGAGCUCGGAACUCAGUGAUGCAGGAACUCUCAGAGCUCGAGAAGCAGAUUCAGGUGAUCCGUCAGGAGCUGCAGCUGGCUGUGAGCAGGAAAACGGAGCUGGAAGAGUAUCAAAGGACAAACCGGACUUGUGAGUCCUAGAUGACCAUGCUGCUCCCCUUCCCAGUUCCCGAAUUCCUCUGAGCCCUUGAGACACUUUGUAAUGCUCUUUUGUAACUACUGACAAAAAUGUGGGGAAGCGGAGGUCUAGGUCUCUCUUAGAGGUCAAGUCUGCCCAUCCUAGCCUAAAAAUCAGCCACAGCUCUUCCCAAGCUGACUCCCUAGCUCUCCAGGGUAGGGGUCUUUCAGAGCAGUGAUGGUAAAUUAGGAGUAAACUCCGUGGAAAGGAUCUAUGAAUGACCAGGCAACCCCAGCUCCUCAUUGGGUACCAUACUAGUAGUUCUGGGUUUUAGCCCUUUCUCUGCACUCUCACCAACGAGAUAAAAUGUUACUCAUAUGUGGUUUUAAUCUUAGCAUAGAACAGGAUUAUCCAGGGUUGUGGCUUUUGAUACAACUCCCCCAACUAGAUUUGUUCCUGCAUUCUGAACGGGGAGCCAGAUAAGAGCCAGGGGUGUGGGUAUGCAAACAAUUAAGCGAACUCUAGCAUCACAGCAGACCAAGGAUUGACCGGAUCAAGCAGGAGCCCUGUUUUUGAGAGGGUCCCGUGUCUCCAACACCAUCCUGACCAGCAUUAGGAACAGCUUACGUGCCACGAUGAAAGGGGACAGGGAUGUGGUGAGCGGGAAUAAGACAGGCAGAAGAGGCAUUAAAAAUGUACACCAUGUUGAGAACAAAAGCUCUGGGCCAGAAAAACAAUUUGGCUAAGGAAGGAAUACGACAAUACUUCGAAUCUAACUACGCAUCUCCACUACAGAGUGUGCCUUUUAUAAAGGAAAGCAAAGCAAAGCAAGGACAUGGCCUUAGAUGAAACUGGACUACCCCUGCUUAUUGCCCGCACGGGGCAUGCAAGCUGGUUCUGUGGGUUAAGUGAAAAGGCUCAGCAAGCCACACACUAGCCCGUUCUCAAAUCGGCAGUUGCCUCUUAGCUUUAGGCAUUCCUAAAGCGGACCCCCCUGCAAACACCACAAGCUUUAACAUAUGGGACGGUGCCCUGUGCGGUCCAUCUCUGUACAGGUAACUAGCACGCGAGUCUCCCAGCCCCACACCUACUCCUCCCUGAGGGGCUGAGACCAGGUGUGGUCCCUCCCGUUCUCUCCCAGGCCCCCUCUGAUGCCCCCAAGGAACUGAUUAUCAGUAACCUGGCUUCCUGAUCCCAGACAUCCCUGUCCCGGGUGCAGUGGCGUGGACGUGCAUGCAGGAAGGAAAAGUCACGGGGAACUAUGGAACACCAGUUCCCAGUGCUAGUGUAGAUGCGAGGCAUCUAGGAACCCAUUAGAAUGCUGACCGACAGGGCCUUUUUCCCCGGAAGAUAGGGUGAGGUGGGGAGUCUGGCUCAGAAACCUGUUAACCAACUCCCCCAGGUGACUGACACGCGUAUUCCAAAAAGUACUCUUCGAGAAACACUGUUCUAGAAGGAUGGCUGCUCCCGGCCUGGGGAGAAGAGCCUUUUGAGAGGUUUUUACAUUGUAGCACACAGCUGCUGAUUCACCUUCCAAACAGCCGCUCCCACCCCUGGGCACCACUUGGGACGAGACUCGCUCGGUUCUCACUUACUGAGCUCCGGCCUCAUCUGUCAGGAUGCCCAGCACGAAUUCACGGCACUGUCCCAAGCACUGUGCUCUGUAACAGCUGCACAUCCCUGGAAAGGCUCCGCAAUCACAAAAUUUCCCCUGCAUUUCCACCAGGAGCUACCCAGUCCGCAGGGAGAGACACCACCUUCGGCUGUAAUUAGUAACACUUUAGUUGUUUUUGUCUGAGAAAACCCUGGGGUGGAUGGAGGCACAGAGAGACUGAUGAGGGAGGUAAGAAGCUUCUAGUUAGACUUCAUCCACCUCGCAGAUGAAACAGUGAGGAAACAGGGGGAGCCCAGGAAACAGAAAGGACAGCCCUGCUUUGAAAUGCCCUGUCCUCCCGUGUUCUCCCCCAGGCCCCGACGUAGAUUUGCACCUGCCUUUGGAAGACAUUGCCUCGUAGCCGCCCCCACCCGUCUGCAGGAGCCGAGGACGCCGCAGCACCUGCCGUCCUGCUCUGCGCGGCCCGAUGAGCCGGGGCACCUCCCGACGACGAGCCAGCCAUGCUCCUCACGGACUCGGGCCCUUUUCUAACUCAGCUCCUCCUGACUGUUCUUGAGAAGCUGGCUAUUUAAAGGAACCCAGAGGUGAAUUCUUUUGUAAAGAAUCCUUUUGUAAUGCAAUUAAUUCUCCCUUAACGUAUCUGUUUUGUAAGUUUGGAUUUUUGUAUUGUGUGCUUAAGGGGUUUACCUUAAGCUUCUCUCCUGAGGCGUUCUAAGCGGUGGUAGCAGCCACACGGCCCUGCCUACCCACAAAGUGGAUGGCCAGGGGCUGGCCAGCAGCAGCAGGGGCUGAAAGCAGGCUUGCUGCCGUCCGCAUCGCUUGAAAUGCCUCCGUGUUCUGGAUGAAGACGAACCGCAUAGCUGCUUGUGGUGGAACGAAGCGGUCCCAAGUAGUGGUGGUUGUCGUUAUCGGUAGUAACUGAACAGUGUUUUGCAGUCUGUGAAAGUGUGUUGUGUUUUAUAAAAAGAGUUCAUGAGAUGGUGGGUCCUUUGAAAACCCUCCUUUCUGUUCUGCUCCACCUGUCCUUUCAACUCCCCUCGGGCUCAAAAACCACAAAGAUCAAGGUCUUCAGGUGGAGGAUGGUAUUUUAGGGAGGAAGAAAGAGGUAAGGGAUUGCUCCCUUGCCUCCUCGUCCGGGCUCCUAUUUCAUGAGAUGAGGAAGUCCAUUCUUUUCCAAGCUCUGGUGCUGGGCAGCCGGACAACCUGACUGUGUCGCACAUCCCACCCCGUUUUCCAAGGGGAAGUUCCUGGCACAGGAAGCACACAAUACAAUAUGGCGGGUGAGCAGGAACAGAUAGGCUAUGUGCUUCAUGUAAAUAAUACUGAGGGCCCCAGAGUGCGGAGGCCUCAAGGUAGAGGAGCAGCAAGGGGAUCCCUCCAACUAUUAAAGACGAGUUGGAAAAAUGGGACAGCCAAGUGAGGCAGCCACAGGGACACAAUCAGUUGAGGUCUUUAACGUGCCUGGAGGUGACUCCAUCAUUCGUGGUUCUUACUGUUGCACAAACCCUCUGCAGGAGCUGCUUCCGUGCCGACCAGGGAAGUGGUCAGUGAAGCAACUGCCAAGUAAAACCCGGCUACAUCGGGGCAGUGGGCUUCUCGGUGUUGGGUCUAAUAGGGCCUUGGAGCUAAUAAGCACUUCCUUGGUAUGGAUAAAGAAUGAAGGCGAAAGAAAGAAACUACUUUAGAGCCUCUCUCCUCCCAACUCAUUUUUGAUAAGCAAACCAGAAAAUCCAACCAGUCAUGGAAAGAACUUGUGUUUUAGUCAUCAAAACCACUCCACUAGCUGCACUGUUGAGUUAUUCCUUUCUUCACCUACCUACGCCACCCAUCUAAUCCAGGAGUCCCUCACUCUUUUUCGUUUUGUUCCCAAUCGUUUUAUGAAAAUAAUGUACUUAGAGGUAUUUUCUUAAGGUUUGUAAAGAGUGUUUGCAUUGUGUCUUCAUUUUAACGUGUGUGCAAUCGCUCCAGUCCAGGAAGAACUGAAAUGCUGUCUUGUGAGCAUGAAGUGAAUAGGCUGUUUUGCUCCAGCCACUUUUCUUGUACAACCACGUGGAUGGACUAGAUGUUCUCAGGUCUUUUCCAUCUUCAGUUUCUAUGACUGUGGAAUAAAUGUUCAGAUAGAAA